UUCUCGCAUGAUCGCAUGAGUAUUUCGGACAACCGUGUUCAUUAGAAUGGAUGUAGAUGAACUAAUUGCACUAUAUUUUCAGUUUGGGCUACCAUACAAAGACAUUGCUGCAUUGCUUGCAAGACGUCACAGUUAUGUUGUGUCUGAACGUCACAUAAAACGUAUCCUGAAGUCCUGUGGUCUAUUUCGGCGCAAAGGAUAUACAAACCUUGAAUAUGUUGUGGGAUUCAUUCAAACACAGCUGCAAACGACUGGUCAACUGAACGGAUAUAGAUGGAUGUUUACAAAAUGUCUGGAAAAUGGACUUAAGGUAAAGAAAGAAGAGGUCCGUAUUAUAUUAAAAGAACUUGAUCCAAGAGGUGUGGAACUUAGGAGAACCAGACGUCUUCAUCGGCGCAGCUACUUUGCAAAGGGGCCGAAUUACAUAUGGCAUUUGGACUCCUAUGACAAACUGAAACCAUUUGGAAUCUGCAUCAAUGGCUGCAUUGAUGGAUUUUCUAGGAAAAUCAUAUGGAUGAAUGCGUUCACCACCAGCAGUGACCCAAAGAUUAUUGGAGGCUACUUCAUGGACGCAGUUAAGAAAACAGAUGGCUGCCCAAGGAUCGUCAGAGGUGACAGGGGCACGGAGAAUGUCAGAGUGAGAGACUUCCAACGUUUUCUGCGGCGAGAUAUACAGGAUGACUCUGACAUUGACAGCUAUAUAGAGGGGGCAAGCACAUCAAACCAGAGAAUUGAAAGCUGGUGGGGUUUCCUCAGGAGGGAGUCAAUGGAGUUCUAUAUUUCUCUGUUGGUUGAUCUUAAGGAUCGUGGUUUGUACAACGGUGAAUAUUUGGACAAAAGCCUUGUUCAGUUCUGCUUCCUGGGCAUCAUACAGGAUGAGUUGGAUGAGAUGACCUCUGUGUGGGAUUCACAUAUUAUUCGACCAUCAAAAAAUUACAGAGUACCCAGUGGCCGACCUAAAGUUAUGUACAUGUUUCCAGACCUCUACUCAACCAGAGAUUGCAUUUCACCAGUAAACAGUGAUGAUGUACAGCUAUGCAUUACAAACUGUGCAUUUCGACAAGCAACACCAUGUGACACAGACAUCAACAAUCUCUGCAACUUUCUGAUGGCAGAGUCACAUUUGCAGCUCCCAUCUGAUGGUUUCCAAGCAAUUGAUCUGUACUUGCAUUUGCGAACUAGUAUUAGAACUAGUCUAUAAGUUGUAGUGACUUACAAAUGGUCAUCCUGUUUGUUCAGUAUCUUUGUAAAUAAUUUUUAUCUUAGAAGAUUGUGUUUCUUUCUUUUAGAAAUGACUGACAUGACACAUCGCCUAUUAAAUAAGGCAAAUAUAGUUCCUUUUUUCCACAGUUUAUUCAGAAACCUGACCUUUAUUCAUAAAGAAAGCCAGUGAAAAGUUGAACAAUGUGUGUUUAUUUGUUCACAUAACACUCAAAAUGUUACUUUGGAUAUGAAAAUCUUCUGAACAAAACUGAAAGUUAUGAUGAAAAGAAAAGAAGUUAACUUUUUACCACAGAAACAUCAACUACUGUGAUUAACUAAAUCAUUGUUUUGAAUCAAGAAUUUGCGUUGUAGAGCUGUCAAAAAUAAACAUAAACAGACUCUGAA
Molecule: messenger RNA, 1608 nt
Organism: Fundulus heteroclitus (mummichog)
Lineage: Eukaryota; Metazoa; Chordata; Actinopteri; Cyprinodontiformes; Fundulidae
Exons: 2
Coding region: 47-1201 (384 amino acids)
Source: RefSeq, a predicted model, not a curated record